AAUCAGGUUCGAGAACGGCAGCUUUUUGAAAACGUUGGCGGCCGAGAAAGUUCAAAAUAGCAACACCGAGCUUUCUCUGCUAAAACGUUCAUACUACAAUUCUUUACUACGAUGCAGAAUAAGGAAAAUUAUGAGCCAAGAGGCUUCCAGCGACCGUUCACAACCCCCACCAUGGUGGCUGGCCCACAGCGUGUUCAGGUGAAGCCACGAGCAGAACAAAACACCAUCACAGGUCCUGGGAGAGAGUGUGUUAGCUCAUCCAGUGCAGCCUCAAAGAAGAUCUCCAUCGAUGACUUUGACAUUGGUCGACCGCUAGGGAAGGGUAAAUUUGGUAAUGUGUACCUUGCGAGGGUGAAGAAGCUGCAGGCCAUCGUGGCGCUGAAGGUGCUGUUCAAGUCACAGAUGGAGAAGGAGGGUGUGGAGCAUCAACUGAGGAGGGAGAUCGAGAUUCAGGCACAUCUCAAGCACCCCAACAUCUUGCGCUUCUACAACUAUUUCCACGACCGAAAGAGGGUGUUCUUGGUGCUUGAGUACGCCCCACGUGGUGAAAUGUACAAGGAGCUGCAGAGAUGUGGAAGAUUUGAUGACCAGCGUACUGCCACAUAUAUGGAGGAGAUAUCUGAUGCACUGAUGUAUUGCCACGAGAAGAAAGUGAUUCAUCGAGACAUCAAGCCGGAGAAUCUGCUUCUCGGCUAUCGUGGAGAACUGAAAAUUGCCGAUUUCGGUUGGUCCGUCCAUGCACCCUCUCUGAGACGUCGUACCAUGUGCGGGACGCUGGACUACCUCCCUCCAGAGAUGAUUGAGGGCCACACCCACAGUGAGAAAGUGGACCUGUGGUGCAUCGGGGUCCUCUGCUAUGAAUGCUUGGUGGGUAACCCACCUUUUGAGACUGCAAGCCAUUCGGAAACAUACAAAAGAAUUAUGAAGGUGGAUUUGAAGUUUCCUAAAAACAUCUCAGACGGUGCACGAGACCUGAUUGCCAAGCUGCUCCGCCACAACCCUAUUGAUCGUCUCUCACUACAGAGCGUCAUCGACCAUCCAUGGGUGCGCACUAACUCCCGCCGAGUCCUGCCCCCCAUCUGCUCCGGCAAGAAACCCUGAGCCCACCUGGCCGCCCACUUUGUUUUAUCUCCCUCACAAGAGACUCGGGCCACGAGCGCGCUUCGGUUUCACUGCCACAGGCUUCAAACUGCCAUUAUUCUGGCACAUUUUAUGAUGGGUUUAAAUCUAUACCUCCUUUUUAUAUUGUACAGUGUGCUGUCAUUAUCUAUGUCUAGUAUGUUCCCUAGGGGUGUUUUGUUUUUAUUGUCAUUCUGUCUCUGAAACUUUUUUUAAAAUGGACACUGCUCUGUUUUGCAUUUCUGUAUCUGAAGGUGUUGACACCAAAGUACUACUGUUAUAGAAUGAUUAAAGGUGACUAUAUUCUCAAAUAGUUUAAGAUGAUGUGUUUGGGGUGGAAAGCAUGUUUUAUUUUCCCACAAGCUAUACUUUACAUUUCUAAUAAAUAUUAUAAAGGACUUUGUGGACUUUUAACGAA
Plectropomus leopardus (leopard coralgrouper) is the source of this 1537-nucleotide messenger RNA. It is a transcript of the gene aurkb, whose product is annotated as aurora kinase B. Gene Ontology annotation, biological process: protein phosphorylation. The record is from RefSeq and is a predicted model, not a curated record. Lineage: Eukaryota; Metazoa; Chordata; Actinopteri; Perciformes; Serranidae. Gene Ontology annotation, molecular function: ATP binding; protein kinase activity.